This is a messenger RNA of Metopolophium dirhodum (rose-grain aphid), 3169 nucleotides long. Its product is annotated as DNA-directed RNA polymerase II subunit RPB1-like. NCBI's taxonomy places the organism in Eukaryota, Metazoa, Arthropoda, Insecta, Hemiptera, Aphididae. The transcript is spliced from 3 exons. Bases 146 to 2329 code for a protein of 727 amino acids. The record is from RefSeq and is a predicted model, not a curated record.
CGCGGGCUUGCACCUAGUGAUUGGUGUCCGUCUAACGAACCGCAUCGAAUCGUGCGCAGUGUGUUGGUUUUCGUGUUAGUUUAAAUUCGAUUUACUCGCGGGUUUAAGUGAUUUUUUUUCCCCGAGCAUCCAGAGAAUCGCCGCUAUGGAAUUAAAGGUAUUAGCGGUUACGUUGUUGUUGGCUGUGAGCUGCAGCUGCCAAUACGAGGCAGAGAGUCAUCAACACGAUGAUGGGUGCUCUCAUCCACCAAAAUAUGGACCUAGCAAAUCUGAUUACACCCAAAGUCUUGUAUCUUACGCUCCUGCAGCACCCAAACCAGCUUACUUCAAGCCCAGCUAUGAAGCAGCAAGCUAUUCGGCCCCGAGUUACUCAGCACCGAGCUACUCGGCACCAAGCUACUCUGCCCCUAGCUACUCGGCUGCCAGCUACUCAUCGGCCAGCUACUCGGCUCCCAGCUACUCGGCUCCGAGCUACUCAGCUCCGAGUUACGCAGUUCCUGACCCGAGCUACGCGUCACCAAGCACCCCUAAAUACUCUUCACCGAGCUACACCAACAAUUACAAGCCAGCAAAGGCUGCGUACUCUGCCCCAGCGUACAAACCAGCAGUGUACUCCACACCCAAAUACGAAGCUCCACAAUACGUGUCUAGCACCACCGAAUACACACCACAUGAAUACAAAGGCGAUUACAAACCAGCUGCACCGUACUCAGUGACUACCCCGAAAUGUGAAGACGCUGCACAACACGAAUACACUACCGCCGCACCGUCUUACUCGUACUCUCCAGCACCACAGUUGUACGUAAGCAAACCUGCCUACUCCCCAGCGCCAGCUGCAUACUCUGCAUCCAGCUACUCGACUCCAGCUCCCAGCUACGCUGUACCCAACCCAUCUUACUCCUCAGCGUCCGCCAGCUACUCCCAACCAAAAUACUCGCCAUCCAGCUACUCUUCAUCCAGUUACUCAUCAUCCAGCUACUCUACCGCCGCCCCGAGCUACGCAGUGCCUAGCCAGUCUUACUCACCAGCACCGGCCAGCUACUCUCAACCAAAAUACUCGGCACCGAGCUACUCUUCAUCCAGCUACUCAUCUUCCAGCUACUCCGCACCGGCCGUCAGCUACGCCGUACCAGAACCGAACUACGCUUCACCAUCCGCCCAGAAAUACUCUCCACCCAGCUACUCCACACCAGCUCCGAGCUACGCCGUCCCUGAACCAGUGUACGCAUCUCCGGCCGCACCAAAAUACUCCCCAGUCAGCUACUCCACACCAGCCCCGAGCUACGCCGUCCCUGAACCAGUGUACGCCUCUCCGGCCGCACCGAAAUACUCCCCGGUCAGCUACUCCACACCAGCUCCGAGCUACGCCGUCCCAGAACCAGUGUACGCCUCUCCGGCCGCACCAAAAUACUCCCCAGUCAGCUACUCUACACCAGCCCCGAGCUAUGCCGUCCCAGAACCAGUGUACGCUUCUGCACCAAAAUACUCUACUCCAGCACCCAAAUACCAGCCAUCCAGCUACAACUCGUACUCAAGCAGCAGCUACAAGGCCGCCAAACCCGAAUACUCUGCACCAGCACAUAAGUCCAUAGCAUACUCUACUCCGUCAUCGUACGUCGCAGUGGCCCCGCCAAAAUGUGAUGAGCACGAACAAGAAUACGUUACCAAAGCUCCGUCUUACGAUUCCAAACAAUCGUAUGCCCCAGCUCCAGCAUACUCGCCGGCCGCGUAUUCGUCAUCGAAACAAUCUUACUCGUCCGCUCCAAUCGCCGUGUACUCUCCAGUCGCUUCUUACGGCCCAGCCCCCGAAUACUCUGCCGCUCCCAGCUACUCAGCCCCUUCGUACUCUGCUUCCCAGAGCUACCAAUCGGCAUCUUACUCUGCUGCCGCCCCAAGUUACCCGUCACCGUCAUACGCCCCUGCACCUGCCCCAGCAUAUGCCCCAGUAGCUCAGUCAUACGCACCAGCGGUCCCGUCAUACGCACCAGCAGCCCCAGCAUACGGACCAGCAGCCCAGUCAUACGCACCAGCUAAGACCUACGCGAGCUACGUCACACCACCAAAAACUGGGCCGACCAAGAACGUCGUAAACACCCACUUGGAAAAUUACGAUGAGAACCCAAGAUACGCCUACGAAUACAGCGUAGACGAUUCGUACACAGGUGACAAGAAGAGCCAAAAAGAAGAACGUGAUGGUGAAGUCGUGAAAGGAGAAUACAGCCUUGUCGAGCCGGACGGUUCCAUAAGGACAGUCACCUACUACGCCGACUGGGACAACGGAUUUUUCGCCAAUGUCUCCAAGACUCCAGCAGCAGGAGCUAAAUACUAAUUUUAAAAUAUAAAUGUAUAAACUUAAUAUAUUUCUUAACUCUUUUUUUCUAUACGCCGGAUGUUACGAUAUAAAUAUUAUGCAAAAUACGUAAGUCCCAUCAUAUAGCAAAAACCAUGUAACUCAUCAACGCCUUAUUGUAAUUAUGUUACCGGCGCUUCGCGUAUAUAUUUUUAGACCAUAAAAUACAAUUUUUUUUAUAUAGAUUGAGAUCAGAAAAGUUAUAGUUUGUUCGAAUCAAAAUAAAAAGAAACGAUCUCACAACAACAUCGAAAAACGUAUCAAAAUUAAAUCCGCGUCUACUUGUGACAUUAUAUUAUUAUAAGCAUCAACAAUCAUAUUAUUUCAAUUAUUUUAUUAACAUUUCAUUAGUUUAAACUUUAAUGAAAAAGGAACGAAUAAAAACAAAUACCCACGAAUGAAACACAAUAAAUCAGUGAGACAAUUAUAUUAAACCAUGUAGAAAAUAAGGUUGCCGUCAACGAUGGUUUCGUCACUUGUUUUUUUUCGAAAGCCCACAACAUUUAAACACGUUCAUAAUAAUAUCUAAAUUGUCUAAUUUUAUAAUAGAAUUACCUUCUUCCUAAUUCUGUACCUUAUGCAAUUGUAUAUAUUUAUACUUUUCGAUGUAAAAUUUUUAUUAUUAUUUUAUUAUUUUUUUUUAUCAUCAUUAUUAUUAUUAUUAGUUGUAGUAUUAUUAAUCUUCGUGUACAAUCUUCAUCUGAUUUUUAUAUUAUUAUAUUGUAUUAUGUAUCAUGACGAUCAAUCGAUAAUAGGUCGAUAGCAAUUUUUGACUUAUAUAUUUUAUUAUAAAUGAAAACUUCGUAGUUACCAACACAA